AUGUGCAGCUUGGGACGAGUUGUACAACCGCUUGACGUCAUAAGUUUGAAAACAGUUACAAAAGCGCAUAAAUUUGAACAUAACACUACACGAGGAAUCAUCAACAGAGUUGAAUUUUGCACCAACUUGAAUACUCACAAAAGCACCCGCAUUCAAAAACAGUUCGUAUUUUACGCUUACAGCCUACUUUUAACGAUUUUUCUGUUUGUCGCGAGCGUUUCGGCCGAACAUGUGCGAGAACUGGAGGUAUCCGAAGGUGUGCCGAUCGGACAUCAGAUUGGUUUUAUCGGUGAGUUCUCACAUGGCGUCGAUAGCGGUCCGCCAUAUCUAAUCGUGCCGGUACCGGGUAGUGGCGUGGAUACCGAUCUGGCUAUCGAUCAUACGACCGGUGAGAUACGGACUAAAGUGUAUUUGGAUCGGGAGACUCGUGCAUCGUACAGUUUAGUAGCCAUACCGUUAAGUGGCGAAAAUGUGCGCGUUGUAGUGCGUGUCUUGGAUGAGAAUGAUAAUGCACCGACAUUUCCGCAACCGGUAAUGAAUAUCGAAUUUCCCGAGAAUACGCCGCGCGAUGUGAAAAGAACGUUGAAUCCAGCACGUGAUCUUGACUUGGGUCAAUAUAAUACACAGCGCUACAAUAUCGUGUCGGGCAAUGUAAAUAAUGCAUUUCGUUUAUCGUCGCAUCGCGAGCGUGAUGAUGUGCUGUAUUUGGAUUUGCAAAUUAACGGUUUUCUCGAUCGUGAAACGACACCAGCCUACAGUUUGGUGAUUGAAGCUUUGGAUGGCGGCAGCCCGCCUUUGCGUGGACAGAUGACUGUGAACAUAACGAUACAAGAUGUCAACGACAAUCAACCAAUUUUCAAUCAGAGUCGUUACUUUGCCACUGUGCCCGAAAAUGCGACAGUUGGUACGAGCGUGCUGCAGGUUUUUGCCACAGACACGGAUGCAGAUGAAAACGGGCUCGUAGGGUAUGCUAUCAACCGACGACAGAGUGAUAAAGAUAAAAUGUUCCGCAUAGAUCCAGAAACUGGUUUGAUUUCGGUCAAUAAACCCUUGGAUUUUGAGACUAAGGAGCUGCACGAGCUCGUUGUGGUGGCGAAAGACCAUGGCGAACAGCCGUUGGAGACCACCGCCUUUGUGUCCAUACGUGUUACUGACGUCAAUGACAAUCUGCCAACAAUCAAUGUAAUAUUUUUGAGUGACGACGCCACCCCUAAGAUAUCCGAGUCAGCAAAACCUGGUGAAAUCGUUGCCCGCAUCUCUGUCAAUGAUCCCGAUUCGAAGGCUGAAUACUCGAAUGUAAAUGUUACGCUCAACGGUGGUGAUGGACAUUUUGGUCUGAAUACACGUGAUAACAUUAUCUAUUUGGUGAUCGUCUCACAGCCGCUAGAUCGUGAGGCCCAGUCAAACUAUACGCUAAGCGUUGUGGCGACUGAUAAUGGUACGCCACCACUACAUGCUUCAAAAACGAUUUACCUACGCGUAACGGACAUCAAUGACAAUGAGCCCGAGUUUGAGCACGAAGUGUAUCACGCCAAUGUGAUGGAAGUCGCUGAUCCGGGCACAUCCGUGCUGCAAGUAGCUGCUUUUGAUCGUGACGAAGGAAACAAUUCUGCGGUUAUUUACGCGCUUGCCGAUACGCCGGAAACGCAUGCCGAAUGGUUUCAAAUCGAUUCGCAUACAGGCUUGAUUACGACGCGCGCGCAUAUCGAUUGCGAAACUGAACCGGUGCCACAGCUUACGGUCAUUGCCAAAGACAAUGGCCAUCCGCCACUUUCGUCGACUGCUACAGUACUAGUGACCAUACAUGAUGUCAACGAUAAUGAACCGAUUUUCGAUCAAAGUUUCUACAAUGUUUCAGUAGCCGAGAACGAGCCGGUCGGACGUUGUAUUCUCAAGUGUACAAAUGCCAAGCUUAGCCGGCAAGCCGAGCACCCACCUGCCAACCAGCCGUUGCAAACGCCUCCACAUCCGUCGCCGCCACCACCAACAACAACGCAGCCGGCAUUACCAGCGGCAGCAAAGCGCACAAUGGGCUAG
This is a messenger RNA of Bactrocera tryoni, 2037 nucleotides long. RefSeq names its product protein dachsous-like. The record is from RefSeq and is a predicted model, not a curated record. Gene Ontology annotation, molecular function: calcium ion binding. The coding region runs from base 1 to 2037 and encodes 678 amino acids. NCBI's taxonomy places the organism in Eukaryota, Metazoa, Arthropoda, Insecta, Diptera, Tephritidae. Gene Ontology annotation, cellular component: plasma membrane. Gene Ontology annotation, biological process: homophilic cell-cell adhesion. The transcript is spliced from 2 exons.